Trichomycterus rosablanca is the source of this 1091-nucleotide messenger RNA. It is a transcript of the gene timm8b, whose product is annotated as translocase of inner mitochondrial membrane 8 homolog B (yeast). The coding region runs from base 198 to 485 and encodes 95 amino acids. The transcript is spliced from 2 exons. The record is from RefSeq and is a predicted model, not a curated record. Lineage: Eukaryota; Metazoa; Chordata; Actinopteri; Siluriformes; Trichomycteridae.
CUGAAGCCGGUUCCACUCCAAAAAAUUGAUUAAAGCUUUAAUUGUUUAAACACGUUUCAUUUUGCCGGUGGAUAAGUGACGUCAUAUCCAGCCGGCAGAGGAAGUCCUAAGCUGAAACAUGCUGUAGCUCCAUGCUGGUUACCCUUGAGGUACACUUGUGUUAAUAUUGCUGCUUCAGUUAUAAAACAUCUGUAAUAAUGGCGGAUUUCAGCAGUUUUGAUUCUUUCUCCUCGGCCGGUUCCUCUGAUAAAGCGGAGGCGGCUGAGCUGCAGAAGAUGAUCGCGGUGGAGCAGCAGAAAGCGCAGUUCCAGGCUCAGGUGCACAACUUCACCGAUGUGUGCUGGGACAAAUGCAUGGACAAGCCAAGCUCAAAGCUGGACUCACGCACUGAGACCUGCCUUGUGAGCUGUGUGGAGCGCUUUAUCGAUACCACGCUUGCCAUCACCAACCGCUUCACGCAGAUGGUGCAGAAAGGCACACAUUAAGCAUGAUGUCUCGUCACAUCUUCUCAAGGACAUAACUUGUAGAUCCAUUUUAAUAACACCGACCUUCACUAGGAAUGAGAAUGAAAGAACUGGUUUAAUUUUUGGUGGGAACAAAAUGAAAUGGCUUUAACUCCAUAUAAAAGUCAACUAAACAGAGUUUAAUGAAAUACUGGCAAUAUCAUGGAAAUGUGUAUCAUGAUGGAAAAUAAUUUAAUAUCAUAUUGUUAUACUGCCUGGCUACUAGCUGUCAUUUUGCCCAUCCAGAAACCAUAAAUGAAAGACAUUCAUUCAUUUUUACACUUGCAAAAAUUAACAAUGUAAUCAUAUACAAAUAAACCUAUCAUACCUUCAAAACUUUGUAGUUCUCUAUACAUCCGAAAGCCACACAAUACAUCUCACCAAUCUUUUCAACAGUUCAGCUACAGACUGUUCAACGAGAGAUCAUUUUAAUGGACUGUAUAAUUCUACAGAGACGUUUUGGCCUUUUAUUGUGUAAUAACCAAACAAGUGUUCUUGCAUCACUGCUUAAAGCUCUGUUCAAAGUAUGUGUAUGAUUAUCAGUUGUACCUGUUUGUUUAUAUAUUAAAUGGACAUUUGUUGAGUGUA